AGUUCCUCUAACACUCACUCGUUCACGAAGAGAAGAAACAGAGAGAUCAAGAGAGAGAGAGAGAGAGAGAGAGAGAGAGAGAGAGAGAGAAAUGGCACUGAGAGCAGCUAUACUCCGCCAUGUUCGUAUUCCAAUCCAAUCCACUCCAAAAUUACAACCAUGGAAUGGUUCCAUUCGAUCCAUGUCUUCACACGACGAUCAUAUCACCAAAGAAGAAGUCGUCGAGCGAGUCCUCUCUGUCAUCAAAGAUUUCCCCAAAGUUGAUCCUUCAAAGGUGACUCCAGAAGUGCAUUUUCAGAAGGAUUUGGGUUUGGACAGCUUAGACAACGUCGAAAUUGUAAUGGCACUAGAAGAGGAGUUCAAGCUGGAAAUCCCAGACAAGGAAGCUGAUAAAAUUGACUCUUGUCAUCUUGCUAUUGAGUAUAUUUCUAACCACCCCAUGUCUAGUUAAAGUUAACCAACGUGUCUUGUUCCAAUUUGGUUUCAUGUUAAACUUAACAUCAGUGCAACCUUUGCCUUUCCCUUCUUUCACUGGAUGUUUCUUGAAUCUGGUUUAUCUUGUUAUCUUUGCCUUUACCCUUUCAAAUUGAAGUGAAAUGGGUUGGUUGUUGAAAAUAAUAUGAAUUGUCUGAAAAGAGUUUGUUUAGUGAAGAACAACUACUGGAUAUUUGAAGAGCUCUAAUUUCAACUGUUAUGUUUUGAAUUUUUUUACCGUGGGUAAGAAAUGGUGUUGAUGGAGCUGUCAUGAUGAGGUCUAAGCUCUAAAGCUCAUGCAAUAAAAUUUGAUUUCAUUUUGGCAA
Molecule: messenger RNA, 800 nt
Organism: Medicago truncatula (barrel medic)
Lineage: Eukaryota; Viridiplantae; Streptophyta; Magnoliopsida; Fabales; Fabaceae
Product: acyl carrier protein 1, mitochondrial
Exons: 2
Coding region: 92-451 (119 amino acids)
Biological process (GO): fatty acid biosynthetic process
Cellular component (GO): mitochondrion
Molecular function (GO): acyl carrier activity; acyl binding
Source: RefSeq, a predicted model, not a curated record